Molecule: messenger RNA, 2208 nt
Organism: Durio zibethinus
Lineage: Eukaryota; Viridiplantae; Streptophyta; Magnoliopsida; Malvales; Malvaceae
Product: putative serine/threonine-protein kinase At1g54610
Biological process (GO): positive regulation of transcription elongation by RNA polymerase II; protein phosphorylation
Cellular component (GO): nucleus; cyclin-dependent protein kinase holoenzyme complex
Molecular function (GO): ATP binding; RNA polymerase II CTD heptapeptide repeat kinase activity
Source: RefSeq, a predicted model, not a curated record
GAGAUCCUUUCUAUUUCACUCAUACAGCAAAAUUCCAAGAACGCCGGCUUAGGACGGCCAUUUUUGUCACUUUUUCUUCCAUCUCUUUUUCUUUGUUCAUUAAACUCUUCCAAGUGUCUCCCUUUCUCUUCUUCUUCAUGGUCCUUUCUCUACUUUGUUACUCAUUGUUAGACCAUCGAGAAGAAUAAGCCUUUUUGAUAACUGAAAGUCCGAAACAAAGAAAUGGGGUGUGUUCAUGGCAAGAAUUCAAUGAACUCACCACCUAGAGGCUUAGAGAAGCUAAAAAUGGAAAAUGGGUAUAUGGGAAAAGAAAGAUUUGUGGGUCAUAGAAGGUCAACUGGUCAGAGGUAUUCUGAGCCAGGUCGGUUUUCUAAGCCUGAACCACCAAAGAAGCUUAAUGGAUUUGGUAGUGCUGAUGGUGUUGUUGCCGCUGUUGCUGGUGGCAAAGAAGGGAACUUCAAUGGUAAAGAAAAAAUGAGAAGCAAUGAAGCUGUUGAAAAGAGAAAUUUUUUUGUUGUUGGAGAUGAGAUGGUUGAUGGAUGGCCAAAAUGGCUCAUUGAUAAUAUCCCAAAAGAGGUUUUAGCUGGUUUGGUUCCAAAAAGUGCCGAGUUGUAUGAUAAGAUUGAUAAGAUAGGCCAGGGUACCUACAGCAAUGUAUAUAAAGCUCGAGAUAGGGAGACUGGAAAGAUUGUUGCCUUGAAAAAGGUCCGUUUUGACACAUCAGAACCUGAGAGUGUGAAAUUUAUGGCACGAGAGAUAAUGAUAUUACAGAAGUUGGAUCAUCCCAAUAUAGUGAAGCUUGAGGGAUUGGCCACAUCAAGAAUGCAAUAUAGUCUUUAUCUAGUUUUUGACUUUAUGCAUUCUGAUCUGGCAAGAAUUAUAACGCGUCCUGAGGGCAGGCUUACAGAACCACAGAUAAAAUAUUACAUGCAUCAACUGCUUUCAGGUCUGCAGCAUUGCCAUGAGAGGGGAAUUUUACAUCGGGAUAUUAAAGGAUCGAAUUUACUAAUUGAUAAAAAUGGGAUUUUAAAGAUUGCUGAUUUUGGACUUGCGAAUUUUUUUUCUCCUAACCGCAAAUACCCUCUCACAAACCGAGUUGUGACACUUUGGUAUAGAGCCCCUGAGCUGCUGUUAGGUUCGACAGACUAUGGAGUUGGAAUUGAUCUUUGGAGUGCUGGAUGCCUCUUGGCAGAGAUGUUUGCAGGGGGGCCAAUCAUGCCGGGUAGAACAGAGGUUGAGCAACUUCACAAGAUUUUCAAGUUGUGUGGCACUCCAUCGGAGGGAUAUUGGAAAAAGUUGAGGCUGUCUACAGCUUUCCGACCUCCCCAAUCAGACAAACCUAGUCUAAUUGAUGCUUUCAGGAACUUCCCCAAGUCUUCCUUAGGUCUUUUGAGCACUCUUCUUGCUUUAGAUCCUGCAUAUCGUGGCACUGCUUCUUCAGCCCUUAAAAAUGAAUUUUUUUACACAAGUCCAUUAGCGUGUGACCUUUCAGGUCUUCCUCUUGUUUAUAACAAGGAUGAUGAAGCUAAUCAACCUAGACAGCACAGAAAUUCAAAAAUGAAAAGACGAUCUCAAACGCUUGGAGCACACAGGAAACAAGAUGAGGUGGCUGAACAAAAGGAAGAAGCCAUGUUUCAUAGGGAGGGCACUAAGAAGUCUACUGAGUCAAAAAUGCAAGUUGAAGAACCUGGUAGCAGUACGAUGGCCACGAGCACCUCAUCAGGUUCAAAGCCCACCCAGGUGGAGAGCCCUCCUCUUUUGCUUUCUCUUGUUGCUUCUUCUGGCCAAAAGACAUCCCCAAGCACCCAUGUUCAUUCUAGUGCUAGUAGGAACAUUACAAACCGCCCUCCAUUACCCGGUUCCCAAACACGAGCCCCAAACUAUCAGAAGGACAAAGGUAACAUGUACAGAUUGAAUCAAGUUGGUAGGUCUGCAUCCACAAGGGAAUUCAGAACUUUGAACCAAAGGAAGCAUUUAGAAUACGCCAUUGAUGAUUAUGCCAUGUAAAAUGACCAAGUGGUGUUGAGAUUUUGCGAUUCUGAGUAAUAUACAUUUCCUUCUAAAGGUUUUAAUUGAUUUUUCUCCCUAAACUGAUCUUCAAGUAAUUAAAUAUAACCAUUAUGAAUAUUUUGCUGUCAUAGUUGAUUAGUAGGUGCCAUAUAUCCUGAGGAUUGACUUGUUUUAGCCUGCUAACCGAAGUUCAGGAUA